This is a messenger RNA of Sorghum bicolor (sorghum), 1237 nucleotides long. RefSeq lists its product as uncharacterized. Lineage: Eukaryota; Viridiplantae; Streptophyta; Magnoliopsida; Poales; Poaceae. The coding region runs from base 1 to 909 and encodes 302 amino acids. The record is from RefSeq and is a predicted model, not a curated record. The transcript is spliced from 3 exons.
AUGGACCAAUUCUUCGACGGGAUUCACGUGCGGCUGCGGAGCCGCGUGCGCGGGACGUACCUCUCCGCCGACGAGGACGGGGUCGGCGUCUCCGUGAGCAGGCGCCGCGCCUCCCUGAACGCGGCGUGGCAGGUGCACCUGGUCCAGCGCGGCGACAUGCACUUCGUCCUCCUCCGCAGCGCCGCCUACGGCCGCUACCUCGCGGACUCGCCGGAGAUGGCGCCCUCGGGCCACCGCGGCCGCCGCGCUGUCCAGCGCGACUUCGACGAGCCGGAACUGGACGCCGUCAUGUGGAGGCCCAUCGCGGUGAUCACCGUCGACGACGUCGACGACGACGACGAAGCCGAAGAGGCCCAAGCCGACGCCGACGUCGUCCUGCGCCACGGGAACAACCGCUACCUCCGCGCCAACGGCAGGCACCGCCGCUGGCACAACGGGGUCACCGUCGACGACAACGACGGUGUAAGGACCACGAUGAUGCUUUGGACGGUCGAGGAAAUCCCCCCGAGGUUCACGACGCCUGCCCUUCCACCCCCAACUAUGAAUCUAGGAGGAUCCGGUUUCAUGAGCCUGUUCCGGCGCGCCGAGCCCAGGACAGAGCCGCUGCGGACGAUCCGGUACGUGCGGGCGAACAAUCAGGGGAACUUCAACCAGCUCGGCUGGGCCACGCUCCAGUUCUACGGCACGUCUGUGUACUUGCUGAUGCUCAGGCUGGUGUACCAUCUGGACAUCCGCAACGAAGGGAACGCCUUAGGCAUCGUGCUGUGCGUGCGGGCUGGCAACUAUGCCCGGCUGACCCCUCUGGUCACCGACCUGCCUCGGUGCGAGGAGCCCAUGGACAUCGUUAUCCUCGCCACCGGCUCCUAUGCUGCUGCGCAAUUGCGGCACCCCAAUGUUGACGAACCCUAGAGGUGUAUGAGAGCAGGACUACUGACAAAGGGACAACAGCUUCGUGACAGAUCUCUUCAGAAAUCAAAAUGCUGCUUCGGAAACAACGGCAUGAGAAGUAGUGUAGUUUCAGAAACCUCAGAAACUCUUCUGCUUUCUGGUAGUUUAGUUGGAGGAAUUCUCGAGAAGGGAAGCAGUAUAGCGUGACAUCAGUUUCAGACUGCUGAAAAGCAUUAUUUGCACAUAAUGCUUGAAAGAUUUUGCUUUGUGUAGUUAGUAGUUACAGUCUUCAUGUCUGUCUGUUGAUAACAAGAAUGUUGCUGCAAAAUUUAUAGCCUAAGUGAUGAGG